AGGUAGCUGCUAAGCUAUAUUUUUAUAUCACAAAGCUUGAGUGCGACUGCACUUUCUAGGCUCCGCUCUGCGGUCUUUCGAGGUACUAGGUCAUAAUUGUCGGAUUCACAGCUAGUUUAGUAAAUACUUAGGACGACAUCGUCACACAAUCACCUCGUAUACUAACCUUUAUGAAUGAUUCAAGAUGGCAUUCAUUGCAUGUGCCUUGACGUGUGAGUCAGACGCCUUUCAACUUGCAUGCUGUGCUGCCCAGGUAUGAACAUUCGAGACUCGGUUAUGAGCUUUGAUGCAAUGAUUGAAAACCUUGAUGAUUUUGAGGGCUUCGAAAGUGAAGGAAGCGGAACUGUGGCUGCUCAUACCCAUAGCCAGGAUGGGCUCUCGGAUUUUGGGGAACUCAAUCCAGAACUUGAAUUCAUGUCACUUGAGAAUGGGAGAGGCCGCGUAACACGUGAUGAAAUCCGGGGUUUGGGGGCGGCGACGUCACGGACUGAUGAUCUUAUCUCGCUGUUGAUGCCUCAAGGCACUCGACGGACAACAACUGCAACUUCUUCGUCUUUCCUUCCAGCCUGAUACAACACUCAUACCCUCCGGCAGAUACAUAGCCAUUUCAGCA
This is a messenger RNA of Aspergillus homomorphus CBS 101889, 613 nucleotides long. RefSeq lists its product as uncharacterized. The record is from RefSeq and is a predicted model, not a curated record. The transcript has a single exon. The coding region runs from base 238 to 570 and encodes 110 amino acids. NCBI's taxonomy places the organism in Eukaryota, Fungi, Ascomycota, Eurotiomycetes, Eurotiales, Aspergillaceae.